Myxocyprinus asiaticus (Chinese sucker) is the source of this 7940-nucleotide messenger RNA. Its product is annotated as gastrula zinc finger protein XlCGF7.1-like. The record is from RefSeq and is a predicted model, not a curated record. NCBI's taxonomy places the organism in Eukaryota, Metazoa, Chordata, Actinopteri, Cypriniformes, Catostomidae. Gene Ontology annotation, biological process: regulation of transcription by RNA polymerase II. Bases 3608 to 4438 code for a protein of 276 amino acids. The transcript has 2 exons. Gene Ontology annotation, molecular function: DNA-binding transcription factor activity, RNA polymerase II-specific; RNA polymerase II cis-regulatory region sequence-specific DNA binding. Gene Ontology annotation, cellular component: nucleus.
GGAGUAAUAUUUAUCGUCAGGUUAUUAAUUUUCAGAAUAAUUAUACACUGCAUUCUUUAAGUCUGGAAGAAAAAUAAACUAACCAGGGUCAGAUAUUUAGAGAGACUCGGGGCAAAAAAUGCCCCUGAAAUUCAGAAUGUGGGCGCAAUAAAUACUAGUGUAAAUAAUUAUUGUUUAAUUGUAACAUCUGAUAUAGUUCUUGAUAUUCUAUUUUAGUCCGAGUUAUACAUAAUAUGGCACAAAUUAUUAAUUAAUAUUGAGUCUUUAUUUUAAGUCUUGAGAAUUUGUAUUAAUCAAUUAAAUUGAAGUAUUUGUCAUAAACGGAUGAGAUACGGUUUAUGUUGUAAAUGGUUAGAAAAAUAAAUGCACUCAUAAAGGUUAAAGUCCCUCUGCAGUCACUGGUUUAACCCCUAAAAACUAAUCUUUGUUAAUCAAAAUUACAUAUUUAAAAGUUUUUUUUUUUCAUGAAAAUAAUCCCUUCAUGCCUUAAAAUGGCUUAGAUAAUAACUCUACACCAGUGUUUCCCAACUAGUGUGCCGUGAAAAAUUAUCAAAUUCUACUAAAUAAAUAAAUGCAUGAAAAAAUAAUAAUAAUAAUAAUAAUAAUAAUAAUAAUUUCAGGGAUCCAAACUCCUCACCUUUUGGAGAAAUUUGCCGUUUUGAAACCGUAAUUUCCACUUGUGUGAUUGUGAAGAGCAAUGAUUAAUGUGCAAAAGUGAGUGAUAUUUAUAUGCGUUAAGGGUCUUUCACAGGACACAGGCUGCAGAAUAAAUUGAGGUCUAUGAAGUGUUUUUCACACACGUUUUUGCUUCACCAAUAAUGUCUUUGAGAGUACUAAGCAACAAGAAAUAUUUAAAAACUGUCCAAAUUUGUGAAGACAUUGAAUGUCUCAUAAUUUCUUUUAAUUAAAUAUUACCUUAUCGUUUCCGAGUAUCAGAGACCACAGUUAUUGAACUAAUUUAAAUUCACCAAGAAAACGCUUAGACAUAAACAUAAACGAGUCUUUUUAUUACUUUCUGCUAUCAAAGCAACUGCAAGCUUUUUUCUCUCUUCCAAAUACACGUUUUCAAUAUUUAUUGUGCACACCUCCCACUUUUUACAAACUCGUAAAAUCGCCCCUCUGUGAUGCUUUAUGCAGCGCAUUUCAUGUGGAGGGCAAUGCGGCACUUGACGCUGGCGUUGAACAGAGCGUUGACGCCUCGACUCAACUCAUGUGAAAAGCACUUUACAAUGACGAAAGAACAUUAUUGAAACUCAAAAUUAUUAUUAUUUGUCUAUUAUUGUGGUCUUUUCUGAUAAAAGCCAUGCUCAGCAGUUUAAAUAGGCUACUGUAGGAAAAUGAUAACGUAGAUCUGCUUUGUUUAUAAUUCUUCUACUGAAGUCAGUAGAUUUGUAGCCACGUAAGUUUUAAUAAAGGAGAAGGUAAGGACGUUAUUGAAACUCACUAUUAUUAGACUAUUAUUGUCAGACUGAAGGAAGACUAUAGAUCUGCUUUGUUCUUUUAAUGCUUAAACACUAUAAAGUCUCUUGGUAGAUUUCGGUCAUGAACGACUCAAGAUGAUUCACUGACUCACUCAUAGCACAUAAGACGCUCAUUUGUCGCCACCUAGUGACAUUUCCAGAAGGGGUUACUGAACUAAUCAGUUAAUAAAAUUGAACAAAUUUGUGAAACAGAAGCAAUCCUCACCAAAAUACUCUUUAUUUUGCAGCUAAUUCUGCACAAUUGAAAACUUGAAUAAACUUGAAUCACUAAAAUAGCUGGAAUUGGUGCUUUUAACUUAUUCUUUAAAAAAAAAAAAUCACCAGAAAAAAUGUUCGUGGACCAGUGAUUGUCUUACCUUUUUCGCCCCUCAUGAGUUUGCAUCCCUGUAAUUUGUUGUGGCAUUGCAAGAACAAAUCUACAAAUUAGAAAAGAAGCAAAUCUGUUGUUUUUCAUUACCCAUUUAGUGCUCUUGCCAAUGCAGCCUAAAAAGCAGCCGAACAGCAAGCGAGAAAGUGAAGACUUACCCAAGGGCAAAUGGGACCAAGUGUGGCCGUGGUGGCAAUAAGGUGGCAAGGGCUUGUGUUAGGUUGACAGUUGAAAAGUUGCGUAAAUACAAAAAUAAGAAAAUCCCUGAUUUAUAAUAGUUCAGAGAGAUAGUCCAACACAAAUGGUUUGUUCUAAUGUCUCAAAAUAAGUUGAUAAAAAGAAAGUAAAACUGUCUUUUAAAAGAAACAAACGAACACACUGGAGAGCCACAGCAGCCAAACGCACCAGCGUCGCUCAACCGGAACCAGUUUAUACUGGCAAACUCCAAAAACGACAAAAAAUGCAUCAUAAAAGCACCAUAGAAAUAGCACAUGAAUCUUAUGGGCUACAUUCCAAGACUUCUGAAGCCAUUUGACAGUUUCACCAUCCAUUUUCCUUGUAUGGAGCAACAUAUUUUUACGGAAGAAAGGAAAUUACACAGGUUUAGAAUAACAUGAGGGUGAGUAAAUGAUAACAGUAUUCCUGUGUGAACUAUUUCUUUAAGUAAAUCAAAUCAAAGCUGGUUUGAGAAGGUUUUGAAUCAUUGAAGCACAUUCUGGGAAAGGAUAAAUACUGUCUGAAUUGCUGUCAUGAUCUCUCCCAUCUUCUGAUUCUACUUCUAGAUUGUCCACUAUUUCCGUAUCAGUCAUGUAGCCAAACAUUCCCAUAGCACACUGCUUAAAGAUGUCUUCCAGUGAAUCUCCCCUGAAUGAAUCCUACAUAGAAAACAGCUCAGCGUGUGAUUUCUGCAUCACUAGUGUCACACAGUGUACACACUGCGACUUUAAAAUGUUUUUGUUUUUUUUGUUCUUCCCUCCCAUUUACAAGUUCUGCUGAUGACGUUUCCAGUUAUAACUUUGGAGUUUAUUCAUUUAAAGUAACAGUACAAAAUUAAUACUUACUGGACAUCUGCAGUAUGGUCAAGAUUCUGAAACAGGAGGGUGGGCUGGGUUGUGAGUUUGAAUCCAGGGUGUGUGGAGUGACUCCAGCCAGGUCUCCUAAGCAACCAAAUUGGCCUGGUUACUAUGAAGGGUAGAGUCACAUGGGGUAACCUCCUCGUGGUCGCUAUAAUGUGGUUCUCGCUCUCGGUGUGGUGAGUUGUGCGCGGAUGCUGCGGAGAAUAGCGUAAGCCUCCACACGCACUAUGUCUCCGUGGUAACGCAUUCAACAAGCCAAGUGACACGUAAAUGCAAAUGUGACAGAAUAAAGAUGUGACAUAUAGUGGUCAGUAUGCCUAGAGUCAGUUGUAGCAGUACAUUUAUAAAAUAUCUUAGAGUAUUAUUAUUAUUAUUAUUAUUAUCAUCAUCAUCACCACAUAGAUGACAAGGGUAGUGACAUAACAGCUCAGUAGAUGAAUGAACAAAAGAAAUGAAUCUGUAUUGAAUGAAUCUGUUGUUCCUCUCAUUACCACAGGGAGGCAGUGUCGUCUAUUUUUGCUCUCGCUGCCAACUGUGAAAUAUAGCAGAAGGAAAAAUGAAAACGGAACGUGGAAAUGCCGUUUAAAUAAGGAUCCGGAUCGAGACAGUGACUGCAGACCUGACUUCAUACUUAUGGUCCAAUCCUGAAAAUUCCUAACACUUGGAAUACUGAAAGCAUCGAAAUGAAGACUGUGACUGAAAAGGAGGUGUCAGAUUGUGAACAGGAGCAUUCAUCAGACCUGAUGCUCGAGGAGUCUUUUGUGGGAGAUCAGGGGUCAGAGUCAACCACAAAUGACCCAGGUCCAACCAACGAGGGUGUAGAGAUUCUGGUGCUGAGCCAAGUGGAGGAAUCAGUUGGGUACUUUUGCCAUAGACUGAAUUAUACAAAGAAAUAUAUUCAGAUGUCUGAUGAAAGUCCUUCAGAUACUGAUAUAAACACAGAACCAUCUGUCUCUCCCCACUCAAAAAGACGUGAAACACCUGAUAAAAAGUUCGGCUGUAAACUCUGUGGCAUGGAGUACCGCCACAGUCCAAACUUGAUACGUCACAUGCGAAGACACACAGGAGAGACUCCAUACAGCUGUGAACUGUGUGGGAAAGUGUUCCAACGUUCAGACUGGCUUAAAUUGCACUUAAAAAUCCACAUGGGUGAGAAACGUCUGAUUGUGAAGCGCUUCGCUUGUGAUCAGUGUGGGAUGAAAUUUACAUGCUCCACCUCACUCCAAAGUCAUAUAUGGAAACACAAUGGCGAGAGACCGUUUUCCUGCUCGCUCUGUGAGAAGACGUUCCUCAGUCUGCAAAAUCUCAGGCGCCACCAACAUGAUUGUCACUCUGAAGAGAAAAAGUUUUAUUGCUCGCUGUGUGGACACAGCUUCGCACGUUUUACUACAUUGCAGAAACACACACGGAUUCACACUGGAGAGAGGCCUUUCUCCUGUUCAGUGUGUGGAAAAACAUUUCCUUAUAAAUACACACUGUUAGUGCAUAAUAAAAUGCACUCAGGCAAAAGCUGACCUGAUAGGAGUAAUAUUUAUCAUCAGGUUAUUAAUUUUCUGAAUAAUUAUACACUGCAUUCUUUAAGUCUGGAAGAAAAAUAAACUAACCAGGGUCAGAUAUUUAGAGAGACUCGGGGCAAAAAAUGCCCCUGAAAUUCAGAAUGUGGGCGCAAUAAAUACUAGUGUAAAUAAUUAUUGUUUAAUUGUAACAUCUGAUAUAGUUCUUGAUAUUCUAUUUUAGUCCGAGUUAUACAUAAUAUGGCACAAAUUAUUAAUUAAUAUUGAGUAUUUUAAGUCUUGAGAAUUUGUAUUAAUCAAUUAAAUUGAAGUAUUUGUCAUAAACGGAUGAGAUACAGUUUAUGUUGUAAAUGGUUAGAAAAAUAAAUGCACUCAUAAAGGUUAAAGUCCCUCUGAAAACUAAUCUUUGUUAAUCAAAAUUACAUAUUUAAAAGUUUUUUCCAUGAAAAUGAUCCCUUCAUGCCUUAAAAUGGCUUAGAUAAUAACUCUACACCUUUGCCUCAUUUAGUAUGCGCAGAGCUAUGAAUAUGCAAAUUAGUCCCCACCUCCAUCUCCACUCACCCCUGCACCGCUCGCCUGCAGCUCAGGCUACCUGCUCACCUUCACCCAUUUAUCUCAGAUUUUCAGAUCCUUUGGUAAUACAUGAAGGCUCACCAUUUGUCCUUUCGCAACUUUGCAUCUGAAAACAGAAAAUGUCUUGCAAAAUACCAAUACGUAGCUACACCUGGCUUCUCCUGAUACUCCUUGCUUCGCAGUAGCAUAUGCUAUUGAUAUGGAAAGCCCCACCCAGCAAGUUGACGGGAUUGGUUCCUUAGGCUUGUGACGUAUGAACAGGGUUGAGGAGUAACGAAAUACAUGUAAUGGGAUUAUGUAUUUAAAAUACAAAAUAUAAGUAACUGUAUUCCACUACAGUUACAAUUUAAAUAAUUGGUAAUUAGAAUACAGUUACAUUCAAAAAGUAUUUUGAUUACUGAAGAGAUUACUUUGCAUUUUAUUGUCAUUUGUUUCAUUUAAUAUUUAGUCCUUAUCAGAUGGAAAACAUUUAUUUUCACAUCAUUCUUAUGAAUGAUACGAGCAGACAGAAGUAAGUUUGAAGUAAGUUUGGAGCAGAAGAAAUAGAAAUAAACCUUGUGUAAAUUGUCAUCUUUAUGCUAAGCUAAAAAUACUAUUUCUAGCCAUUUUACAUGCACGUUACUAGGCACGAUGAUUUUUUUUUUAAUCAAGAAAAUUCACGUCGGAUCAUAAUUUCUUUCUUUCUUGUAAGACCUUUGAUAUUAGGGCAAAAAUCGUAUUCUUGAUGAUAAUUUUUGUAUUGUUUUCCUGUAAAAAAUCUAAAAAUCCUUAAAACAAGAUCAAUUAGAUUUAUCUUGUUUUAGAAACAACACUGCAUAAGAUAUUUUGGUUUUUCAGAGAAUGUAUUUUUAACUUGUGUAUUUUGUCUUACUGUACUGGCAGAGUUUUUAUAGUCAAAACAAGUGAAAAAAUCUACCAGUGCUGAAGAAGUAAUCCAAAGUAUUUAGAUUACGUUACUGACCUUGAGUAAUCUAACGGAAUAUGUUACAAAUUACAUUUUACAGCAUGUACUCUGUAAUCUGUAGUGGAAUACAUUUCAAAAUUAACCCUCCCAAACCUGCGUAUGAAACCUUGGCUGUCUGAAUCAGUGUUUUUGAGACUGUCUUUGGUAGACUGCAGUUCCAAGGCAAAAAUGCUCAGCAAUGGUGUUGAUUGCUGAUUUCACUCAUAGUAUGUCUUCUAGCAUAUAAAAAUCAUCUUAUGGACAUGUAAACAAGGUUAAAAACUUGAUUUUCACUGGAGGGUGUCUUUUAAAAUGCCCUGAAAAUCAAAUCCAGGGGGUGAAUAUUGGACUUUAAAGGUGCACUCAGUAAUUUUUUCCUCAUUAAAAAGGUUAAACUCCUAAAGACAUGAAUUGUAAUUUUGCAAUAUAUGUAGGAAAACAUGAGCACUCACAUUAAAAUGAAGACUCCAGUCAUAUCAGUAACAUUAUAAAAGCUGUUAUAUUUUUCAUGGAGAGGGUCCGCACAUGGGGGCUGCCAUGUUAUAAUCACAUGACCAGUCAAAUACUACUCGCUUAAAGGGGACCUGUUAUGCAAAAUUCACUUUUACGUGGUGUUUGAACAUACACAUGGCAGUGUGUGUACACAACCACCCUACAAUGUUAAAAGUCCAUCCACUCCUCUUUCUUAUAUUUCUAUUAAUCAAAAACAGUGUCUCAAAAUGACUGGUUUUGGUACCCGCUCUAAAGUGACGUCACUUUAGAGCAGGCCAUGCCCACGACUGGUGACUGACUCCACCCUAUUAUUAUAGAUCCUCCCCUGAGUGAUCGACACACAGUCCGCCAUUUUUUCCAGCGCUGGAGCAGCUACAUUGAGAAGAAUAAUAUCUCAGCUUCAUAAGCGUCAUACAUGUUCUGUUGUUGGCUGUAAAAGUGAACGAAAGAGUCUUCGUGUACUCCCGGCAUCAGAGCCACUGAACACGCAGUGGACAAGUUUUGUUUUUGAAGAAAAUGUGCCCCAAAACAUACCGAAAUUUGUGUAUGUUUGUGCAAAUCAUUUUACACCGGACUGCUUUGUGAAUGAGGGUCAGUAUAAAGCAGGCUUUUCUAAAUAUUUGAUUCUCAAGCAUGGAUCAGUACCAACUGUUAGUGUUCCAGCUUUAUAUCCUGAAGAUGUAAGUAUCGCACUUUAUAUUUUGUGAAUGUUUGCAAAUCGCAUGAUGCAAGACAAGCCCCUAAAAUGUCAUGUCUCGUUAUAGCGCAUAGGUAACGUCAUUACAGUAUAUUUUUGUGUUGCUCAUCCAUCAUUGCUAAAUGGCUGAAAAACACUCCGGUAUUUACGGCGUCAGUCAUAUUGGUUCUGAUUUGUUGUUGCUAUAGUAUCCUAAGCACGAGCUGUAAAGGCACAGCCCUGUUCCGGAAAGGGGGCGGGGAGCAGUAGCUCAUUUGCAUUUAAAGAGACACACACGAAAACAGCGUGGUUUUGAUUCCACCCAAAAAGAGGCAUUUACAACAUGGUAUAAUAAAUGAUCCGUGGGGUAUUUUGAGCUGAAACUGCACAGACACAUUCUGGGGACACCUGAGACUUAUAUUACAUCUUGUAAAAAGGGGCAUAAUAGGUCUCCUUUAAUACCAGCAACCAUCCUGUUAUUUGACACUUUAUUCACUGACUGUGAAUACUAAAUUUCUACAAUGGCAUCUGAAACUAAAAACUACUGAUUUUAAAUUAUGCUGCAUCCAAGCCGCUAGAUGUCAGUGUAAGUCCAUGAUGACACAAAGAUAAACGUUACUGAGUGCACCUUUAAUAUCAAAGUUAAUUGCUGACACUGAAACAAACCCUAAGAGAUGAAAUAAUACCACUUGGAAACUGUUGCAGAGCUUUAGGACACAUGAAUUUGUGUUUUAUUAAUUUUUACUCAGUUGAAUAAAUCCAGCUCUUCUUCGAUUUGUAUACGGAAUACCUGCAUAACAAUAAAGAGCUUGACAUGA